AGAAUUACUGUGCAGUAAGAAAUCAUUCUUGAGAAAAGACGCACGUCGAAUUUUGGUUUGGUGAUCAUGUCGUCAAAAUCUAGCAAAUAUGAACUUCAAAGUCCAAAUUGGUUAAAUGAAAAGUUCUUCGAAAAAAUAUUAAGAGAUUAUUUAAAUGAUGACAAAAUUAAAGUAGUAAAAUUGACAGUGGCUCCAGCAACUGUAACCAACGAUCACUAUGGCAGUGUUAUGUUUCGAACUACUCUUGAUUACAUUGAUUCAAAAGAGAAUAACAUGUCAAUUCCUUAUAUUGUAAAAAUGUCACCCGAAAUGGAAAGUGUAAAAAAAGAUAUACUUGGUUCGGAUUCGUUUAUUUUCAAAACCGAAAUUCGCAUGUAUUCGGAAACAAUUCCAAAAAUUGAAGAGAUUUUACGAAAAUAUGGAGAUGAUACUAUUCUUGGACCAAAGCUAGUUUAUGCAGCUAUGGAACCCCAUCAGAUAAUUGUUUUGGAAGAUUUAACAAAACAAGGAUUCACAACUUUGGGUGGAAAAACUCCGAAUGAGGAACAAAUUAAGAGAGCAAUGUUGAAAAUUGCUAAAUGGCAUGCUGUCAGUUAUAAACUUGCAAAUGAGGAGCCCGAAUUGAUUACAACUUACAAUGAUGGAAAUUUCAAUUUGGAAAUGGAAAAGAUUGAAUUCUUUGCUUCUGGUAUUAAAAGUUUUAUAAAAAAUGUGCUAUCAGUUGAUGAUGAACUGAAGAAGUACAUUCCGUACUUUGAAAAAAUUGAUAAAACAUUCAUUGAUAGUUGUUCAAAAAUGGGUAACGCUUACAAACUUGGUGAUAAAGCAUUAUUUGUUUUAAAUCAUGGAGAUUUUCAUUACAAAAAUAUGAUGUUUCGGCACAAAGAUAGUGGAAAAUUAGAUGAUUUGAUAUUGAUUGAUUUCCAAAUGUGUUAUUAUGGACCAGCAGCUAUGGAUCUAACUUAUGCUCUUUAUAUGUUAUUGGAUGGAGACACACGAUGGAAUAGACGUGAGGAAAUAAUUUAUGAAUAUUUCGUCAAUUUCCAAGAAACAUUGAAAAAGAUUGAAUUCAAGGGAGAAAUACCAAAAAUGAUUGAUUUACAAAUUGAUUUGAUCAAAUAUCAAAAACUCGAAACAGUACUUCUUGCAAUAUUUCUUCCAGUAAUUUUAGCAUUUAAUGAUGAAGAUUUGGAGCUCGAUCAAGUUAUGGAAUCAGCGGAAUGUAGAACUAAAUUAUAUCAACAUCCAAGAGUGAUGCAGGAAGUAAAGAGAACAUUGCCAAAGCUUUUGUAUAAAGGAGCUUUAGAGUGAAAAAAAUUAAUCAGUCAUAGUUUUGAGAAAAAAAAAUAAAUAAAGAACAAAAAACUAACAAUCACUAAAAAAAUGUCUAGAUAAUAGUUAAAAUUCUGUGCAUUAUUUUAAUAUCAGUAUCUUAUCAU
Episyrphus balteatus (marmalade hoverfly) is the source of this 1439-nucleotide messenger RNA. RefSeq lists its product as uncharacterized. Lineage: Eukaryota; Metazoa; Arthropoda; Insecta; Diptera; Syrphidae. Bases 67 to 1311 code for a protein of 414 amino acids. The record is from RefSeq and is a predicted model, not a curated record. The transcript has 6 exons.